GUGCUGCUGUGAGCCAGAGGACGAGGGGAGGCCCGUGCGCCCGAGCGCCCGUGCGCCCGAGGCUGCAGCGCCCGCGGGGUGGGGAAGAGGACCGGCCCACGUUGGCGGCUGCAUCUCUAGGUGCCUGGGUGCCUUCCUGGGAACCUGACCUCUCGCUGCCCCGCCCUCGGCACCUCAGUUCCCUUGCCUUCCUUUCCAAUUUUGCCUGCCUUUACCCUGGCCCACAAAAGCCGAAUUUAGACCAGUACCGCGCAGCAGCUGUUGCUGGUGUUGCCGCCUCGCCUCCGAUCUUGGUGUUCUGCCUUGCAUCCCCCAAGGACCCAGUGUUCAGUGCUGACUGCGGGCUGAGAGGGAGGCGCCACUUAGCCUGUCCUCCUGCUCCUCCUGCUGCUGCCGCCGCGGCUGGCGCCCGGUCUGCGCUCACCCAACAUCCCCACCAGCCCGGCCUUGGGACAUCUCCCUGGACUUUGAUUUGGCUGAAGUAACGCUCAUGAGGACUUGUGCACAUGCCUGGAAUAGAGAAACACACUUAAAGGACUUCAGAUUGUUUCCUGCCUCUUGAAAAGCCCAGAAAGCCAUCUCUUUGGAUUCUGGAAUUCUGUAUGUUUCAACCAAGACAUUGCUUGAAUGUUUGCAUUUUCUGCUUGCCGUCUUACUUUUCACUGUUCCGUGUCCACACUUUGUUAAUACUCACAAGUGUCAGGAGCAGAGCUUGUUCAGCAAGCCGGAAUGGCGAGGAGAAGCAUAGUAGCAGCACUUUGCCGACUGGUGCUGAGCUUGCUAAUGACUUCACUAGCUGAGUCUUCCAUAUCAAAUAAUGAGUGUCCACAACUUUGUGUAUGUGAAAUUCGUCCCUGGUUUACGCCACAAUCCACGUACAGAGAAGCCACCACUGUUGAUUGUAAUGAUCUCCGCUUAACAAGAAUUCCUAGCAACCUUUCUAGUGAUACACAAGUGCUUCUCUUACAGAGCAAUAACAUUGCAAAGACCGUGGAUGAACUUCAGCAGCUUUUCAACUUGACUGAACUAGAUUUUUCCCAAAACAACUUUACAAAUAUUAAGGAGGUAGGACUGGCAAACUUGACCCAGCUUACUACUCUGCAUUUGGAGGAAAAUCAGAUUUCAGAAAUGACUGAUUACUGUCUUCAAGACCUCAGCAAUCUUCAAGAACUCUACAUCAACCACAACCAGAUUAGCACCAUUUCUGCUAAUGCCUUUUCAGGCUUAAAAAAUCUUUUAAGGCUUCACCUGAAUUCCAACAAGUUGAAAGUUAUUGACAGUCGCUGGUUUGAUUCUACACCCAACCUGGAAAUUCUAAUGAUUGGGGAAAACCCUGUAAUUGGAAUUUUGGAUAUGAACUUUAAACCCCUCACAAAUUUGAGAAGCUUAGUUUUGGCAGGAAUGUUUCUCACUGAUAUUCCUGGAAAUGCUUUGGUGGGCCUGGAUAGCCUUGAGAGCCUGUCUUUUUAUGAUAACAAACUGGUCAAAGUCCCUCAACUUGCCCUGCAAAAAGUCCCAAAUCUGAAAUUCUUAGACCUUAACAAAAACCCCAUUCACAAAAUCCAAGAAGGGGACUUUAAAAAUAUGCUUCGGUUGAAAGAACUAGGAAUAAAUAACAUGGGAGAACUCAUUUCUGUGGACCGCUAUGCCUUGGAUAACCUGCCUGAACUCACAAAAUUAGAAGCCACCAAUAACCCUAAACUAUCUUACAUCCAUCGCUUGGCUUUUCGAAGUGUUCCUGCCCUGGAAAGUUUAAUGUUGAAUAACAAUGCUUUGAAUGCAGUUUACCAAAAGACAGUAGAAUCCCUUCCCAAUUUGCGUGAGAUCAGUAUCCACAGCAAUCCCCUCAGGUGUGACUGUGUCAUCCACUGGAUUAACUCUAACAAAACCAACAUCCGCUUUAUGGAACCCUUGUCCAUGUUCUGCGCUUUGCCCCCUGAAUACAGAGGGCAACAGGUGAAGGAAGUUUUAAUCCAGGAUUCAAAUGAACAAUGCCUUCCAAUGAUAUCUCGUGACACAUUCCCAAAUCAUUUAAACAUGGAUAUUGGCAAAACAGUUUUACUAGAUUGUCGGGCCAUGGCUGAGCCAGAACCUGAAAUAUACUGGGUCACUCCCAUUGGAAAUAAAAUAACUGUGGAAACCCUUUCAGAUAAAUACAAACUAAGUAGUGAAGGAACACUGGAAAUAUCUAACAUACAGAUUGAGGACUCAGGAAGAUACACAUGCGUUGCCCAGAACGUCCAAGGGGCAGACACUAGAGUUGCAACAAUUAAAGUUAAUGGAACUCUUCUGGAUGGCACGCAGGUACUAAAAAUAUAUGUCAAGCAGACAGAAUCACAUUCCAUUUUAGUGUCCUGGAAAGUUAAUUCCAAUGUCAUGACAUCAAACUUAAAAUGGUCAUCUGCUACCAUGAAGAUUGACAACACUCACAUCACUUACACAGCCAGAGUCCCAGUAGAUGUCCAUGAAUACAAUUUAACACAUCUGCAGCCUUCUACAGAUUAUGAAGUGUGUCUCAUAGUGUCCAAUAUUCAUCAGCAGACUCAAAAGUCAUGUGUAAAUGUCACAACCAAAAACGCUGCCUUUGCACUGGAUAUCUCUGAUCAAGAAACCAGUACAGCCCUUGCUGCCGUGAUGGGGUCCAUGUUCGCAGUUAUCAGCCUGACGUCCAUUGCCGUGUACAUUGCCAAAAGAUUUAAGAGAAAAAACUAUCAUCACUCACUAAAAAAGUAUAUGCAAAAAACAUCUUCAAUUCCACUCAAUGAGCUGUACCCACCACUCAUUAACCUUUGGGAAGGAGACAGUGAGAAAGACAAAGAUGGUUCUGCAGACACCAAGCCAACCCAGGUUGACACAUCCAGAAGCUAUUACAUGUGGUAACUCUGAAUAUUUUGCUUCUGGUAGUAAGGAGCACAAAGACAUUUUUGCUUUAUUCUGCAAAAGUAACAAGUUGGAGACUUUUGUAUUUCUGACUUUGCUAGUUUGUGGCAGAGUGGAGAGGAUGGGUGGAUAUUUCAAAUUUUUUUAGUAUAGCGUAUCGCAAGGGUUUGACACGCUGGCAGCAACUCUAGGCUUCCAGUUAGUGUUUGGUUUUUAUUCUUAUCAUUAUUAUGAUUAUUAUUAUAUUAUUAUUAUUUUAUUUUAGUUGUUGUGCUAAAUUUAAUAAUGCUGUCCUAACUACAAUGCUCAAUAAAAUGAUUAAUGACAGGUGGGGGGGUUCCCCUCUGCUUUUACCAAUAGCAUGACCCCUUCUUCAGAAGCCAUCAAUAGAAAGUACUAUGUCCUCCAAAAAGCUAACAUACAGUUUUGAAGCAGCAUUGAACCUUCUGUAGCAAUCUAGUCUACAGACUUAACUCGAGAAGCUAAGACUAGACUUGUUACCUUUGUUGAAUGAUGUUAGUUGACUGUACUGUAAUGUUGUAUCAACUGAAUUGAAUGUUCGCCUUUCAACAAUGACUUUAGUUCUUCCUCUUUUUUGUAAUAGUUAAAGAGGCUUAGAACAAGCUAACAGGCAAUAGAAAUAUGUAUAUCAGAUUUUUUAAUGUAACAAACUACAUGUUAAUUGUUACUUUAUUCUUUUUAUCUUUAGUAGACACUUUUAAAAAAGAUGAUAAUUUUGUUGUGUUUAACUCACCAACAUGUGGUGUAUAAAGAAGACAGAACUAUAAUAAAUUAGUUUUGUUCUGAUUUUUUAGAA
Molecule: messenger RNA, 3697 nt
Organism: Octodon degus (degu)
Lineage: Eukaryota; Metazoa; Chordata; Mammalia; Rodentia; Octodontidae
Gene: Lrrn1
Product: leucine rich repeat neuronal 1
Exons: 2
Coding region: 730-2880 (716 amino acids)
Molecular function (GO): protein binding
Source: RefSeq, a predicted model, not a curated record